This is a messenger RNA of Pelobates fuscus (common spadefoot toad), 3602 nucleotides long. RefSeq names its product TLR4 interactor with leucine rich repeats (gene TRIL). Bases 550 to 3264 code for a protein of 904 amino acids. Gene Ontology annotation, molecular function: protein binding. The record is from RefSeq and is a predicted model, not a curated record. Lineage: Eukaryota; Metazoa; Chordata; Amphibia; Anura; Pelobatidae. The transcript has a single exon.
GGGGGGUGGCUUGGACCCCUAGAUCCUUGCAUGAACUUCAGGCGAUAGGAGAACAAACUGGAAAAGUCCUGAACAUUAGCUUUUGAAAAGUGAUUUACUAUGACACUAGGAACUACUGGCAAACUGCAAAACAAGUCGCCAGAGCAGCAAUUCCUGCAAAGCCACUCCUGGAGCUCUCAAUGAUCCCAACUCAUCCAGUACUUCUGUGGACUUCACCUUGGGCAGAGAGGACCUACCCUGCACUCUGACUGCGCCAACUAACCUGCCUUCUGUGCUAUGGAUGCUACCUGUAGAAUGCACAGUGAGUUAUCAUGCUGCUCAUGACUCUAGAAUACAUUAUGUGUUGAAGCAGGCAAUCAGAGUGUUUUAUAACUUGAACGUUCUAAACUUGAAAUUAAGUCACUAAAUAAUGUAACCCUGGCGAGAUGGUUAGAACUUGGGGUUCCAGUGCACAAUUAUCUAGAAACACUCCAAUAGAACUCCAAGCAAUCCUGCACACAGGGAGGGGAUGCACACAGUUGGGUUGCUUUGUAACCUGCCCCAAGUGACAUGGAAAAAUCUGUCAUUUUAGAGCUGCUGAUGUUGGUGGCUUGCAGCCUCUGCUGUUGUCUGCAGCACAAAUGCCCAGAGCCAUGUGACUGUCAGCACCUCCAUCAUAUCCUUUGCUCCAACAGAGGAUUGCAUGCAGUACCCAAAUUCACCCCUCCUUUCAGUCCUAGUGGAACCAAAACCUACAGUCUGGGAGGAAAUUUUAUCUCCGAUAUCACUGGUUUGGAUUUUCAAAAUUUUCCUCAGUUGCAGAGGCUAGAUCUGCAAUACAAUAAGAUACAGUUCAUCCAUCCCAAAGCUUUUGAGAAGCUCAGUCAGUUAGAGGAGUUGUACCUUGGAAACAAUCUUCUCCCCACGCUUGCCCCUGGUGCUUUGGUCCAACUUAGGAAACUUAAAGUUCUAAAUGUGAAUGGUAACCGGCUCAACAAUGUUAGCAGGGCCAGCUUCUCCAAUUUGGUGUCUCUGAUUAAAUUGAGAUUAGACAAUAAUGUCAUCCAGAACUUGCAGGGUUCACCUUUCUCUGCUCUCUCGAACUUGAUGUAUUUACAUCUAGAGAAUAAUAAAAUCACCAACAUAAGUAAAAAUGCCUUUUCUGGACUGGGAAAGCUGCGUCUUCUCAGCAUGUCUGGGAACCCUCAGAAUUCUCUUCGACAUUCCACCUUUUUACCUCUCAGGUCACUCAGCACCCUCAUCAUGGCUGGAAACAACCUGCAACAGUUGGGACCAGGUGCUUUUCAUGGAUUACAAAGGUUAUCGAAGCUCAUUCUCAGUUUAAACCAACUUUCUUUGCUCCAUAAUAUGACGUUCAUGGGACUUGAUGCACUGCAGGAGCUCUAUUUGGAUGGCAAUUUGUUAAAACAGCUCCCUGAAGGCCUACUGGUGCCAUUGCACAAUUUGGAGAUCCUGAAUCUGAGCCGCAAUGCACUGUCCAGCUUGCUCCCUGGAACGUUCGGUGGAGUAAGUCGGCUGAGGGUGCUGGAUUUGCAGCACAACAUGCUCAGCUUUCUGUCUGGGCAAUCGUUUACUGGGAAUCCAGUGCUCUAUCGCCUGUUAUUGGAUGGAAAUCGCUGGAACUGUGACUGCCAUGUGUUGGGACUCAAACAUUGGAUUCUGGGAAUUCUGCAGACAAGGAGCCGCAUGCUAACGGUGUUUGUGCAAUGCUGGGAGCCCAAGGAAGUUGCAGGAAAAUAUUUAGACUAUUUAGAAGAUUCAUAUUUACAAGGGGUAGGAGGCUGUGUUGUUAACGCCACGCCUGCUGGACAGGAACAAGAACUGAUUAGCACCUUAAGACAUAGGGAUGGGGUACAGCAUCUUUCUGCAAAAAGAGGAGAGAGUGAGCCGUUAGACAUAACCACGAGAAGCCCUCAGAAAGAUGUUUUGCGGCUUCCUUUAUCCACAUUGUCAUCACAAAGUACUUCAACUCUUGAAACAGUUGCAUCAAGGCCACAGCUCAAAUCCACAAAAAGGCCAUUGGGCAGAAAAAAGCAAAGUCCAGCAAAACAUCAUGGUGUGGAGAUAUCACUCAGGAGAAAAGGCGGUAACGUGCAGGAUGCCGUGGGUACAUUACAUCAGCUGCCUGCACGUAUCAAAACUGCACAUCUUACAGAACCUAAAAUGAACUUGAUUAGACCUAGCCAGCUGUACCUAGAUUCUGAAAAACCUCACUCUACUCCACCUAAGCCAGCUACCCAGACAUUGAGACCUUUGCAUUCCAAGCUUCAAGAUGGUCUUGUUGCUGCAUCACUUGCCCCAGGACAUGAUACGUUGCAUUCCUCUUCCUCCCAGUAUUUGCACUCAGAGCUCCCUGGCACCUUAAGCCCUACAUCUGCGAGACCACAGACAGAUGGGCAGAAAUCUGAAAUUCUAACAUUUCACCAGGAUCACACUGCAGUUAAAACUAGUCCUAAUAAUGUACCAAACGAUGGCACCUUACACCAAAGCCAUCCUGACACCAUGGAACCUUUGUUUAAUUCAUUCAAAGAUGAAACUGAUCUUUCCCUUCCAGCAGCUGAGACCUUGCAUCAGGUUGCUCCAUCUUUUCUGUCUGACCCAUGUGAAUUUAACAAGCUGUACUUGUUGAACCUGUCUGUAGAGUCCGUAGGAAGCAACACUGCUCGCGUCCGAUGGCAAAUUUUGAUCCCUCACACUCAUGGCCCUGUCUUCUUCAGGGUUCUGUAUGAACGUUUUGGGCAGAGUGGUCGUUUUCAGCGUUUUGUUUACCCACGUGGGCCAGCGGAAACCCUUACCUUGCAGGAACUCACUGCUGACACUCCAUAUUUAGUGUGUGUCGAGAGUAUAAUAGGUGGAAGAGCAUGUUCUGUUGCCCCAAGGGACCAUUGUGUUGGGCUUGUGACCUUACCAUCUGAUGAUGGCCGGCCUUUCCUAAACUAUCAAAUGCUAGCCUUAGCACUGCUUGCCCUCAAUGCCUUGCUGCUCCUCUUGGGGUUGGUUGCCUGGAUGGCUCGGGCGGCCCGUAGGAAAUGGUGUCGGAGAAGGGCCCCUGUCCAUGUUCGCCAGAUGUACUCUACACGCCGCCCCUACAGGUCUGUGGGUACAGGGGUGUCUACUGAUUUCUCAGGUUUCCAAUCUCACCGACCCCGUACUACAGUAUGUGCCCUGGGAGAAGCAGAUCUUAUUGAGUUUCCUGGCUGUGAUCGCUUCAGGGAGGGUGUAAACUUACACCGAGAAGAUCUUCUGCAGAGAUUCACAGACUGACCCUGCUAUACAUCAAUGUGGGCGAUGUGACAAAUUGGUAACAGAACAUUUCACGAGACAUGUUUAAAAGUUGCUGAUUUAGUGCAACUUCGUAACUGAUCUGUCUCUGCCUUAUGAAUAUUUAUUGUGGUCAAAGUAAAUGAGUUCAAUUAAAGUAACUCCAUAUGCAAUAGGGAAAAAAACCAGGACAUAGAAUAUUACAUAAUUGGCAGCACGUAAAGCAAAGAAGGCCAUAAACUGUUUUUGGACAGAGUUGUAAUUUGUUUUUAAACAUAUUAAUAAAUGUACUAUUUAUUCCAAACCUGAAAUAACCAGCGCAGUAGCUGUUAGUGUUUGGG